Papaver somniferum (opium poppy) is the source of this 1439-nucleotide messenger RNA. Its product is annotated as cytochrome c1-2, heme protein, mitochondrial-like. Gene Ontology annotation, biological process: mitochondrial electron transport, ubiquinol to cytochrome c. Gene Ontology annotation, molecular function: electron transfer activity; heme binding. NCBI's taxonomy places the organism in Eukaryota, Viridiplantae, Streptophyta, Magnoliopsida, Ranunculales, Papaveraceae. The record is from RefSeq and is a predicted model, not a curated record. The coding region runs from base 171 to 1103 and encodes 310 amino acids. The transcript is spliced from 8 exons.
UCUUUCUGUUCCUCUCUCUGAGAGUGAGACCACAGCUUUUAGUAGUAUUUCCCAUUUUUUCUUUUGUUUUUGUUUUUCUGUAUUCCUUGUAUUUGGGAUCGGAAAGAAUCGGAAAUUGAUUCGACGUUCGUAUUAUUGGGUGGUGAUCCCAAUCAGAAAAAUUGAUUGAAAUGGCUACCGGUAAAGCGAUUCAUCAGCUUCUCAGAAGAAAAUUUCAAUCUCAAUCUUCUGCAUCUCCAGUGUUGUCAUCCCUUGCUUCAAAGCAAGAUCAAGAUGGAGUUGGAUCUAUUGGAAUUAAAUCAUUAAGAGGGCUGGCACUUCUUGGUGCUGGUGUUACUGGGUUUUUGGGUUUUACAACAAUAGCAUCUGCAAAUGAGGCAGAACAUGGCUUGGAGUGUCCAAGUUAUCCAUGGCCACAGGAAGGCAUUCUCAGUUCGUAUGACCAUUCCUCGAUUCGCCGUGGUCAUCAAGUUUACCAGCAAGUCUGUGCAUCUUGUCAUUCGAUGUCCUUGAUUUCAUACCGUGAUCUUGUGGGUGUUGCAUACACAGAAGAGGAGACCAAGGCUAUGGCAGCAGAGAUUGAGGUGGUUGAUGGGCCAAAUGAUGAAGGUGAGAUGUUUACUCGUCCAGGGAAGCUUAGUGAUCGUCUCCCCCAGCCAUAUGCAAAUGAACAGGCAGCAAGAUUUGCUAAUGGAGGAGCAUAUCCUCCUGAUCUUAGUCUCAUAACUAAGGCUCGUCACAAUGGCCAGAACUAUGUGUUUUCCCUUCUUACUGGCUACCGUGAUCCUCCUGCUGGUGUUACGAUUCGAGAAGGACUACACUAUAACCCUUACUUCCCCGGUGGAGCAAUAGCUAUGCCCAAAAUGCUUAUCGAUGGUGCUAUCGAGUACGAAGAUGGCACCCCUGCCACAGAAGCUCAGAUGGGUAAAGAUGUCGUGUCAUUUUUAUCCUGGGCAGCAGAACCAGAAAUGGAAGAGCGGAAACUGAUGGGAUUCAAAUGGAUUUUUGUGCUUUCCCUUGCCCUUCUCCAAGCUGGUUAUUACCGUCGAAUGAGGUGGUCUGUGCUGAAGUCCCGCAAGCUUGUCAUGGAUGUGGUCAACUAAUCUGCUUGGACUUCCUUCCUCUAUGCAUCUGGAGUGGUUACUAGAAUGUCAAUAAUGGGUGUGUAGAAGAUUAGUGAUGCUGUAAUACCUGGCAUUAAACAUACAACGGGCAAACAGCGGCAAACUACGAGACCUGUUUCCCUGUUUUAAAACUAUUUUUUGAGGGCGAAAUAAAGCUCUGAUACCAUAAUUUUUCUCUUGCUUAUUUAUAAUUUGCUUCAGUUUGGUGUAUCUUCUGAAUUUUCCAGGAGAUAAAUUCUCCUAUGAUCAAUGUAGCUGAUGUUAUAUGGUUACAGAUUGACAUUAAAUGGUUUCAUGGAUAUGGUUCCUUUUGUA